GCGCUGCAGAGGGCGGAGGAGGAGGAGGAGGAGGAGGAACUACGGGUGGAAAAAAAGUUAAAGUAAAAAUGGCUUCCUUGUCUUUGGAGUCUACAGAACAAUCCGAAAACAGCCCAGAGGAGCCGACGGCGCCGGAGCCCAAAGAAGAGAAAGAUGCGCUCCAAGUUUCGGAGCAGUUACUCCAAAGUUUCCAAAAGUCGGCUCUGAGUUUUUCCACUGACCAAGUAGCAUGUCUGUGCGAGGCCCUUCUGCAGGCGGGCAAUGUGGAUCGCCUGUGGAGAUUUCUAUCCACCAUACCGCCUUCGUCCGAGCUGCUACGUGGCAACGAGACCAUGCUGAAGGCGCAGGCUCUGGUGGCCUUCCACCGGGAGGAAUUCAAGGAGCUGUACGCCAUCCUGGAGAGCCACGACUUCCACCCGUCGAACCAUGGGUUCCUGCAGGACCUGUACCUGAAAGCCCGCUACAAGGAGGCGGAGAGGUCCCGCGGCCGCAGCCUGGGCGCAGUGGACAAGUACCGGCUCCGGAAGAAGUUCCCCCUGCCCAAAACCAUCUGGGACGGAGAGGAGACCGUGUACUGCUUCAAGGAGAAGUCGCGGAAUGCCCUGAAGGAGUGCUACAAGAACAACAGGUACCCCACCCCGGACGAGAAGAAGAACCUGGCCAAAGUCACCGGGCUGUCCCUCACACAGGUCAGCAACUGGUUCAAGAACCGCAGGCAGAGGGACAGGACCCCGUCCGGCACCCACAGCAAAAGUGAGUCUGAUGGAAACCACAGCACAGACGAUGAGGCGAGCGCCAUGGACGACACCCCCGACAAGCCUGAGGCUGCUGGCUCUGCGGCUUCCAUCAUCUCCCUCUCUGCAGUCCCUUGUAGCACGGGAGGCCAGCUCAUCCUCAACGGCUCCAGUGGCUUCCUCACGGCCUCCCAGCCAUUACUGCUCAACGGCAAUUCCCUGAUCUCUAGUACUGGUGCUGGUGUCAUAAUCAAUGGGCUGAGCUUGGGGGAUUGCCAGACAGUCACACUGAGUCCCGUCACAGCCAACCCUCCUUUGAUACUUAACGGGGCUCAAGUAAUAACCAAAUCUGGUAUCGGUGUGCAGCAGCAGCAGCAUGCCAUUUCUGUGGCAGAGCAGGUAUCUGCCAUGGAGGCAAAGACGGGCAGUCUUCCAUCAGUUGUUUUUAGCACUAACACCACAACAGUGUCAAACCCUCCAUCCAUAAUCUCUCUUCCACUGCAAACCAAGACGGACAGUUGCAAUGUAAUAGAUUACAUCGGUGUGCCUGAAUCGGAGGGCUGCAGUCAGACAGUAUCUUCCUCCUCCUCUUCAUCUUUAUCCCCUUCUUCGCCCACUUUGUCCUCCCCAAACAGUCUCCCUUCGCUUGUCUUAACACAGAACACCCAGGAGUCCCUCGCUCUACCAGCCUCUCUGUCGUCUGCAGGCAUGGUCAUCUCCAGCUCUGCCAUGCCUCUUUCAAGUCAGCACGGGGAGUAUCUUGUGUUUGCCGGCUCCCAGUUAAAUCCCUCUAGCUCCGUGGUUUCCACCAGCAGUUCCACCCCUCAGGUGUUCUCUUUGCCCCAGGUUGUGCCUUCCAUCCAGGGUAUACCCGUAUCCCAGCUGGUCCAGCACUCUUCAGGAGCCCAGGUGUCGCAGUGCCCUCAGUUGGUCCCAGUAUCGCCCCUCACCCCUUCAGCUCCACACUUUCAAACCCCACAGACAGUGAACACAGGCAGCAGACUGGCGCAACAGCAGCAGGAUGCUCCAAUGACCCUGCCUGAAGGUGCCACUAAUAUAGUCUCGAUCUCACAGCUCAACAACAGUCAGCUUCCACAGCGAAUAGCACACCAACUGGGGGACCAAACCACAAACUCCACAUCCAGCAAAAUCCACGUCCCUCAGGUUAUUUCCAUCUCUUCCCCAACUCAAGUAGUCCCAGUCCCCCUGUCCAAAGGCAACACACCGACACAGCUCGUCCCGCUCUCCAUGCCUCAGCUGGUCCCAGUCUCCUCCAUCCAAACAUCCUCCACCAUCUCUUUCCCCCAAGUGGUACCUGCCAGCCCCUCUCUCUCCAUCCCCUCUGCUGGAGUGCCCUUACAGAUCCUGACUUCAGCUCCUACAGCGGGAGCGAUCGCACAGGGUCCUCUCAGGAUAAACCAGCUGCGGCCCUAUCAGAGCGUGGGGCCCCCAACCAGCAUGGGCCCUGGUGUGCAACUCCUCAACUCUGGGAUCAUUCAGCUGCCCUCUGCUGCUCCAGGUAACCUUCUCCUCGGUGGAAGCCCCUACCUGAGUGUCCAGCAGGGCAAGCUGAUUCUCACCAUCCCAGCAGGCAUCCAACUUACCAGCUUGCCCCUGAAAGCUGUUCCAGACACUCCAACCGUCUCUACUAACGGACUGAGCCCCGCUCUCGCCCUCUCCACCCCUCCUAUGGCCUCCCAGCCAUCAACCACCUCAGGACAAACCCCCAGUGGCCUCACAUUAUCUCCUCUGAACUUCAUCAACUCCUCUCCACCGUACUAUGCCCCAGAGACUGGGCUGGCAACCAUCCAGUCACCUGCCGUCCCCCCCCCUCAUACGCUGGACCCUUCGGUUGCCUCCACAUUGCCAAACACUCUCAUUCCAGAAAGCAUGCUCACCCUCAGUCCCAUGUAUAGUGGAGUCACACCCAACAGCCACUUGUCCCAGCCGGCGUGGAGCCCUGUGCCCCUCUCCACAUCCGCCAGUCUAACUCUGUUUGAUGUACGCGGCAAGGGGGACUUACCCGUAGACCCGGCUUUGUUGGGCCUCCCUGGAGGAGAGUCGCUGCUCUUGGGCAGCCCCUCUCCAGAGCAGGACGUGGAAGCCAGCUCACCACUGGGGAACCCAGAGGAUAUGGAUGGGGACUCCAAGAUUCUCACCCAGCUCCAGUCUGUCCCUGUGGACGAUGAGCUGGGCUUGUGAAACACACGUGCAUCGAAAAGAUGCAGCAUACAGAAGGGUACAGACCCUGCCAUUUGUUUUUUUUAACGUGAUUUUAUUCCAUCUUGUCAACCCUCAAAGACUUAAAUGUCCUUUACAAUAUGCCGAGGUUCUGACGCGUACAAUGAUGCCCUCCCGGCGGGGCCUGAUGCCAUCAUGGCCUAUGCUGGCACUUUUGAGACAAACCCUCUGCAGCUCUUUUUUUCACAUGGAUGUGCCGGGUUGUAUGGCAUAUUCACCUGCUGGUUAACAUCUGAAUAUUCUUCUUUUAAUUUUUUUUAUCGGUAUGUGCCUUACAUGUUGUCAGAUCCAGACAGAAGAGCGGACACACGAGUCAGCUUGCUUUAAACAAAGCAUCAUGGCUCUAUCAAGUCUGUCAGAUCUUCUUUGCAGUUUUGUGUACUGCAAACAAAGCUCAGCUGUCCUUGGAACAAGAUCCCUGUUUUUUUUUUUCCUCUGGCAGUAGAAGUAGUUCAUUGAGGAUCCAACAAGAUAACUAUCCCGGACUGUCUGGCUAAGGAACAAACCGUGAAACAGUUGCCUGCCUGUCCAGAGGUCAAGAGAUUCAGGAGUUUAUUUUUUUCUUUUUGUUGCUCACAGCCUGAACACAUUGUUCUACCAACACUCCAGGAUUAUAGUGAAAGAUCAUAUUCUUCACAAGCGGAAGUGAGCUGAGUUGGUUGAACUUCAUGUGAAUCGGCGGAAAUUUGUUUUCUUUUAACUAUAAUUACUGAACAGCCUCAAGGGCUGUACAGUGUUUUAUUAAUACAUGUUACUGAAGUCUGGGUUUAAACAUGCAGCCUAUUUCCAUUGAAUCAGUAAACUGUUUUAAAUGACUCUCGCAGUUUUCCAGUGAGAACGCUGCUCUCUAAAUAUACCACAGGAAAUAAAAGGGUUCAUACUCUAUGCAAUGCAUGUUUAGUACUUUAUAGGACACUAAGUGGCACAGUGGCUGAGUCAAAAAAGCCAAGUGCACUCGGGAGAUGAAAUGGAGCUUUGAAAUACUGGUCUUUUAAAUGAAGCGCGACGGCGCAUUACACUAAAACGUUUGCUGUGAUCCCACUAAGUGACACUUGUUGUCAAAUGCAUAGAAAAUCUGUCGAUAUUGAUAAGUGCCUUAUUCUAAAGCUUACAGGUUUGAUGUUUUAAAAAAAAAAAAUCUGAAAUGUUUGGAUGUUUUACGUACACCCACAUUUCUGUAAAAGUUUGAUCUCCAGUGAAACAUAAUGUGACAGCUUUGGUUGCAUAGUCAAAGCUCGAUCUCCUUUUUGUAUAUUUUGCACAUUUCAUUCACACGAUGUUUACGUUGUGUUGCCGUGAUGUUAUGACAGUGGUACAACUUUAAUUCGGUUUGGUAAUGUCCUACUGUUUCUUAAUUGGACAGUUGUAAUCCCUAAUUGGAUGAAUUAGUUGAAUCAGAAAACAGAAGAAUGAUUUCCUGAUGAAAUCUGUGGUAAAUUGAUUCAUUCUAUUGAGUUCUACUGUCAUAACACAGGUAGCGGUCAAAUAUUUGGCCAGUUAUGGUACACGAAAAAUAUACUUCUAGUUACAGUAAUGGCUUAUGUGUUGUUGUUGUUGUUUUUUAUUGGUAUGUUUGUUGUGUUUGUCUUUUUGUACAUUUAAUCUAUUUAAAGCAUUUAUCAAUCAGUUUUUGAGUUUUAACUAAGAAAAUGAGUCAUUGGGGAAAAAAGAUGAUAGGAAAUGAUAUUCAUUUUCACUUGGAACGUCACAUUGUUGUGCAAACUGAGGUUUUACAAUCUCAGACUACAGGUAUUAAAACAAUGUUUGAGGUCAUUAAUACUUAUUUUGAAAUGGGUCAUCCCCCCAGUUGCCUUUGGAUAGCUAGUUAAAUGGCUCCGACAAAUCAAAUGUAGUUUGAAUUUUACUGAACAAAUUCUUUUAAGGGUAAAGGGAAAUGUGCUCUUUCAUAUAUGAAAUAUGGUAGCUUGCGUUUGUUUAUACGAGCCAUCUCUUGCCAAAGUAUGUUGACAUUAAAGACAGUGAGGGCACAUGCACAUUUGUGGCCCUAUUUGUUUGUAGUGUGACAUUUACUCUCCUUCCUCACAUGUAACGUAUAUGACUCCCAGUGUAACCAAAGAUUUUGUAUGUUGAUCAACUUUUUUUAUUGAUAGCUAUGAAAGGGAUCAUUCGUGUCUGUCGUUCAAGGGUUUAGUUUUCUCAUUUUUGUAUUCAAAUGCAUUCUAUUUUUUAUAUCAUAUGAUAUUGUAAUAAACUACAUUUAAAAGAUG
Scophthalmus maximus (turbot) is the source of this 5203-nucleotide messenger RNA. RefSeq names its product SIX homeobox 5 (gene six5). The transcript has 3 exons. Bases 69 to 2936 code for a protein of 955 amino acids. Gene Ontology annotation, cellular component: transcription regulator complex; nucleus. The record is from RefSeq and is a predicted model, not a curated record. NCBI's taxonomy places the organism in Eukaryota, Metazoa, Chordata, Actinopteri, Pleuronectiformes, Scophthalmidae. Gene Ontology annotation, biological process: regulation of transcription by RNA polymerase II. Gene Ontology annotation, molecular function: DNA-binding transcription factor activity, RNA polymerase II-specific; RNA polymerase II cis-regulatory region sequence-specific DNA binding.